This is a messenger RNA of Archocentrus centrarchus (flier cichlid), 2142 nucleotides long. It is a transcript of the gene pof1b, whose product is annotated as POF1B actin binding protein. The coding region runs from base 276 to 1940 and encodes 554 amino acids. Gene Ontology annotation, biological process: actin filament organization; epithelial cell morphogenesis; bicellular tight junction assembly. Gene Ontology annotation, cellular component: actin filament; adherens junction; bicellular tight junction. NCBI's taxonomy places the organism in Eukaryota, Metazoa, Chordata, Actinopteri, Cichliformes, Cichlidae. The record is from RefSeq and is a predicted model, not a curated record. Gene Ontology annotation, molecular function: actin filament binding. The transcript is spliced from 13 exons.
AUUUUGUGGCGCGUAAGGCAGGAUUUGCAUACACAGGAGCAGAGCGCCUCCCUCAAUAGUUUGGUUUUCCUUUCCAAAGAAGUGCUUUUCUAACCGGUCUGUCCUCUCCAGUUUGCUCGGCGGAGGUGGAAGUUAAACUCGGGUGGAUCAACUCCUCCGCCCAGCCAGCGCUGACAAACUUGUGCGCUUUAUCUUGUUGCGCUUUUGUUUUUUCAGUCGUUCGCCGCAGUUGUUCUCCCGUCGGUUUUGUGAGGGGUCUGGGCCGAUCCAUUAAGAUGUCUGAGACGAGCAAGAAAACGAUGACGACGACAACCUACCGGACCGUAAUGGCCUCUCCGGAGCCGGUGACUAGAAAGGUGAUCACCGGGACUACUAUGAUCCCCGGCGGGGUUAUGCCAUCGGUGACGUCGGUACCUCAGGUGUCCACAGUGCCGUACGCUGUAAACGGCUCCAGCUAUGGAACGUUGCGUUACCUGGUGCCGGUACAGCAGCAGCAGCAGCAGUCCUAUGUCCUGAUGCCGCAGGCUGUCAUGCAGCAGCCCGUGAUGCAGCAGCCCAUGAUGCAGCAGAUGGUGUCGCCAGUGUACCUGCAGAAUAUGCAGCACCUGAGCGUUAGCAGCCAGGACUCCACCGACUUGAUGUACCAGCAGCAUGUGUUGGCAGAGAGCAUCAGCGGGAGAUCUUCAUCUGUGUUCAGCCAGUCAUCCAGUCCUGUCAAGAGCCCCGUGCCAAGUGUUGAGGCGGAGGAGGAAGUUGAAGAGGAGGAGGAAGAGGAGGAGGAAGUGGAGGAGGAUGCUGUGGAAGUGGAAGAGGUGGAGAUUGUUAAUGUCAUACAGACAAAACCACCUCCUGUGAUAGAGAAGGUCUCAAGGAAGGAGGUGAUGACCGAGCUGAAGAUGAUACCAGAGCCGACGAAGUUGGACACGCGCUACUUCGGCGAGCUCCUGGCUGAUGUCUUCAGGAAGAACUGUGACAUCUACAGCUGCAUCGCCGACCAUGUGUCCAAGCUGCCUGGAAAGAGGCAGCAGCUGGAUUGCAAGGUGGAUAAAGAGGAGGUGGAGGCUUUGAUACCAAAGGGAGCUACUGAACUGACCAAACAACAAAUGCGCUACCUGCUGCAGACUCGUCUCACUGCAGAUAAGAGCAUGCGUCUGCUGCUGUCCAGCUUCAGCAGUUUGAGAGAGGAGCUCCUGCACAUGUCUGAGGACCUGCGGCGUCUGGAGAGCGAGAAGGAGUCUUUGGAGAGAGAUCUGAGUUUCAAAGCAGACCAGGCUCGGCAGUAUGACUGCCUCCUGGAGACCGUCCGAGAAAACAACAGACAGCUGCAGAUGUCUCUGAAGGAAGCCCAAACCACCCAGCGUUCACUAGAGAGUCAGAUCAUGAGCAACCAAAGCAGCGACUCGAGCCGCGAGUUCAAGAUCAAAGAACUGGAAGGAAGAAUGAGAGCGAUGGAGAAGGAGAAUGAGAUGCUGCGACAGAAGCUGACAGGUCAAGGCAACAGCACCACUCUGCAUAUCAGAACAGAGGAGUUAUCACGCCAGUACAGUGAGCAGCUCAGCACCAUGAAGCAAGAAAAAGACCGGGAGAUAGAGAGGCUGAGGUCCCAGAUAACAAGGAUUCAGACGGAGGUCAGCACUGACAGGUCAUCCUCAGAGAAGAGUCUCCAACUGAAGAUCUCAGAGCUGCUCGCCAUGUUGGAGAAGCAGAAGACCACCAUCUCCACACAGGAGGAGGAGAUCAGAAGACUGAUGCAGGUGAAGAAUGACAGCUCCAAGAACGUCACAAAGACCGUCAUCACCAAGAGGUACAGGAACCAGUACCCCAUCCUCGGUCUGCUCAGCGACGAUUACCAGGCCACCUCACCUGUCAAAGACGUCAAGACCAUCGUCAUCGAGAGAACCGGAGAGAUGAUCAAACAGGAAAUCAUUACAACUCCUUAAAGACACACUGCUUCUCUCCGACAGGAAUGAAUGAACGACCAGAAGAUCCGGAUGUCACUCACCCCUCUCCCCCCCUGCAUGCUCAUCCCCCUCUCUUUAGGGCUCCCAGGGAUGGUGGUGGUUCAAAUCCCGUUCUUCCCCCAUAAAUUUGUGAUCUUUGGUUUGACCAAAUUGGGAUUGUUUGGGGUGACAAUUUUAUCUG